AUGGGAUCUGGUAGUUCUGUAAAUGUUCAGUACAAGUACUCCCUGCAGAAGUCUGAAAAUGCUUUCAAGGCAGCUGUCUUGAUCCAGCAGUGGUAUCGGCGCCACGUGGCUCGGCUGGAAAUGCGCCGCCGCUGCACCUGGAGAAUCUUUCAAUCCAUUGAGUAUUCCUGCGAGCAGGAUCAGAUCAAGCUUCACAACUUCUUCAGUUACCUCAUGGACCAGUUCACACCAAGCAGCAGCAAAGAGAGGGAUUUUAUCAGUCGCAUGUUUGUAAGUGGGGAAAGUUACAAAGAGGCAGAGCUGGAAAAAUACUGUGACUAUGAAUCCAUAGAGGUGCCAGACUCCUACACCGGACCCCAUCUCUCUUUCCCACUCCUCCCUGACCAUGCCACGGCCUUGCUGGAAGCUUUCCAACAGAAACAGCAGCUCCAUGCUCGCUAUGUCUUAAACCUCCUGCAUGAGACCAGGAAGCACCUCAAGCAGUUGCCAAACAUCAGCCAUGUCUCCACCUGCUACAGCGAGGAGAUCACCGUGUGUGGAGACUUACACGGCCAGCUGGAUGACCUGUUCCUCAUCUUUUACAAGAAUGGCCUUCCUUCCCCUUCCAAGUCCUACGUGUUCAAUGGGGACUUUGUAGACAGAGGCAAGCAGUCCCUUGAGAUCCUUGUUAUCCUCUUUACCUUCCUCCUGAUCUAUCCCAAGGAGGUUCAUCUCAACCGCGGGAACCAUGAGGACCACAUGGUGAACUUACGCUAUGGUUUCACCAAGGAAGUGAUGCAGAAAUACAAGGUGCAUGGGAAGAAAAUCUUGAGGAUGUUUCAGAAUGUCUUCUGCUGGCUGCCCCUGGCCACCCUGAUUGAUCAGAAAGUCCUCAUUAUUCACGGGGGCAUCUCUGACACCACUGACUUGGAUAUGCUUGAGAAAAUUCAAAGGAACAGAUUUGUUUCUGUGUUAAGGCUGAAGAAAAGGAAGGAAUCGAGUGGAAAACCACAAAUCCAGGCCAUAAAUGGGGAGAGCGAAUCAGGCACUGAUGCAGCUCCCAGGUUAUCUCUGCAGCCCCAGACAGCCCAGGCUCCCAGCACAGCCAACAGGCGGGAGUUCUCCAGGUGGCUCCGGCAGACGGUGCAGGAACAAAUCGACACGUGCCGCCGGCUGGUGGACAUCAGUGAGUCAGAGCCAGAGGAGCUCACCUAUUCCAGCAUGGUCUCCUUGAAGGAUGCGGAUGAGCCGUGCUGGACUCUCCAGGAGGAGUGGAAGCAGGUUUUAGACAUCCUCUGGAGUGACCCCAUGCCUCAGGAGGGCUGCAGAGAAAAUAAGGUGCGAGGUGGUGGCUGCUACUUUGGGCCUGAUGUGACGGAGAAGUUCCUUGAGAAGUACAGCUUGCAGUUCCUGAUCCGCUCUCACGAGUGCAAGCAAGAGGGCUAUGAGUUCUGUCACAGCCGCAAGGUGCUGACCAUCUUUUCAGCCUCAAACUACUAUGAGAUUGGCAGCAACAGGGGAGCCUAUGUGAAGCUGGGACCAGACCUCAUCCCCCACUUUGUUCAGUAUCAAGCAAACAAGACGGCCCAUUUGCUCACUAUGACCCAAAGAAUCAGCAGAGUAGAGGAGUCAGCCUUUCGAGCCUUGCGGGAAAAGCUCUUUGCUCACACCUCAGCCCUCAUCAGUGCCUUCAAGUCCUACGACAGGGACAAUACAGGAAAGAUCACUCUGAGCAACUGGGCAACAGCAGUGGAGUCAGUGCUGCGGCUGGGACUGCCCUGGCGAAUGCUGAGGCCACAGCUGGUGCGCAGCGCCGAGGACGGCAUGCUGGAGUACAAAUCCUGGCUGGAUGAUCUGGCCAUGGAGCAGAGGAGCCAAGAGCACAUCCAGUCCAGCUUGCUGGAAGUCAUUUAUCGAAACAGAUCCAACUUAGAGACCAUAUUCAGGAUCAUAGACAGAGACCAUUCAGGUCUCAUCUCCUUUGAGGAAUUCCAGCAAACCUGGAAGCUGUUCAGCUCCCACAUGAACAUUGAACUCACGGAUGAUGGCAUUAACGACUUGGUUCGCAGCAUUGACUUCAAUAAGGAUGGAAACAUUGACUUCAAUGAGUUCCUGGAAGCCUUCCGCCUGGUCAGACAGUGCCCGUCGUGAGAACCUGCCGGGAGCUGCCACGUCCCAUGCCUUGAUUUCUACAAAGCCAGGACUGUCCACUGUCCCACCUAACCUAGAGUGUGCCUGCAGAUGGCAAGCAGGGA
This is a messenger RNA of Agelaius phoeniceus (red-winged blackbird), 2234 nucleotides long. It is a transcript of the gene PPEF2, whose product is annotated as protein phosphatase with EF-hand domain 2. The record is from RefSeq and is a predicted model, not a curated record. Gene Ontology annotation, molecular function: phosphoprotein phosphatase activity; calcium ion binding; Hsp90 protein binding. Lineage: Eukaryota; Metazoa; Chordata; Aves; Passeriformes; Icteridae. Gene Ontology annotation, biological process: negative regulation of MAPK cascade; detection of stimulus involved in sensory perception.